UCAGCUUUAUAACAGUUUUUUGUGAAGCUUUUCAUAUCUCGGUAACUGACGCUUACGGUUAAGGUCCAUGAGCUUGAUGUCCUUUUUUCCAAUUUUCUAGGUGGUGUCAGUCUGGCGCCAUAUGAAAUAGAAAGCGAUGAGCUCAGUGAUAGUGAUUCUCCACAUGCUGAACCAGUAAAUGAAGAUGUGUUGAAAGAUAGAAAUGAAAUUGAUUAUAGUAAUUCUGAACCGGGAGACUAGCCGAAGAUCGUUUACUAGCAGAUAUUGAGAAGAUGAACGAGACCAGAAAAAGAAAGAAGAUCCAGCUGAAUGGAAACGUUUGAAAAAUAAGCAACUUAGAAUGGAAGGUAAAGGAUACUUGGGUUAUAGGAAAAAGAAAGGCGAAAAAAUAGUACACGAUACAAUCAGAAGGGAAAGAGAGAUGGGAAUGGCUUGUAACUCAGCAAGAUGUAACAAGAGCAAAAAUAAGAACUGUUUCAAGUUCAAAGAGGAAACCAGAAAAAAUAUAUUCAAAAAAUUCUGGAAUGAAAUGAACUGGGCACAAAGAAAAGUGUUUAUAUCCUCAAAUGUCUUUAAAGGAAAAAAGGCUAGAGGUGAAGAAACAUCAAGAAGACAAAGUACCUAUACAUAUUUUUUAAACAAUGGGGAAGAGCAGCUUCAAGUAUGUAGGAAAAUGUUUGUCAAUACAUUAGAUAUAGGAUAUAAGACAAUUCAAGAGUGGGUUUCUAAGAGUUCUUAUGGCAUGGGCACAGAUAUAGUACAAAAAGAUAGAUUGAGCUAUAAUAAAGCACGAUACUCCAAGCAAUAUGACCAUUUAAGGAUGUUUUUAAAUAAACUACCAAAAUUGCCAGCCCGCUAUUGUAGAAAGGAGACUACAAAAUUAUACCUAGAGGAAACGUUCCAAAGUAUAUGAAGACUUUUGCAAGGGAAAUGGGGAAAUAGAAGAUAUGAAGCCACUUAACCGAAAAAUAUUCAGAAAAACAUUUAACGAAAAAAAUCUUUCACUGUUCCAGCCUAAAAAGGACCAAUGCAAUGUUUGUUUUUCAUAUAAGUAUAAUAACACUGAUGAAGAAAAAUAUAGAAUUCACAUUGCAAACAAAAAUAGAGCAAGGCAGGAGAAGGCAAAGGAUAAAGAUCUGGCAGAGAACGGCUCAUGUAUUGUGUUGAGCAUGGACUUGCAAGCUGUCAAAUUAUCACCUUGUCUCCCUGCAAACAAAACCUAUUUCAAGACAAAGCUGUG
Molecule: messenger RNA, 1240 nt
Organism: Acanthoscelides obtectus
Lineage: Eukaryota; Metazoa; Arthropoda; Insecta; Coleoptera; Chrysomelidae
Source: the annotation of a GenBank genome assembly